Lathyrus sativus (Indian pea) is the source of this 387-nucleotide messenger RNA. The record is from the annotation of a GenBank genome assembly. NCBI's taxonomy places the organism in Eukaryota, Viridiplantae, Streptophyta, Magnoliopsida, Fabales, Fabaceae.
AUGGGAAACUCUUGCAUGGCAGCAUCGUCAAUGGAAUGGGAAUCUUUGAAGCAGCCAAAGCCAUGUCCAUCAUCGUCAACUGCUCAUCUUGAUCAUCAUCAGAAUAAGGAGAAUGAUGUAUUAGGAAAGCUUAGAGCUUCUUGUGAUGCAAAUGGGAAAGUCACGUUGAAGAUUUCAAAGUGCGAAUUAGCUGAAUUAUUAGGAGCGAUUCAACAGAAUAAUAAUAAAAAUCAGCAACCGCAGAAGCAGACCAAGAAGAAGAAGGAAUUAGCUUCAGCAGAACUAGUUCUGUUUCGGUUAAUAAAAGCUAGAGAUCAUGAAAUUGCAAAGAAGCAUCAUUGGAGUAGUCACUGGAAACCGGUGUUAGAAACCAUUCAUGAAUGUUAA